Melospiza georgiana is the source of this 657-nucleotide messenger RNA. RefSeq names its product homeobox B7 (gene HOXB7). Gene Ontology annotation, molecular function: RNA polymerase II cis-regulatory region sequence-specific DNA binding; DNA-binding transcription factor activity, RNA polymerase II-specific. Lineage: Eukaryota; Metazoa; Chordata; Aves; Passeriformes; Passerellidae. Gene Ontology annotation, cellular component: nucleus. The coding region runs from base 1 to 657 and encodes 218 amino acids. The transcript has 2 exons. The record is from RefSeq and is a predicted model, not a curated record. Gene Ontology annotation, biological process: anterior/posterior pattern specification; regulation of transcription by RNA polymerase II.
AUGAGUUCAUUGUAUUAUGCCAACGCUUUAUUUUCCAAAUAUCAAGCCGCAAGUUCGGUUUUCCCGUCCGGAGCGUUCCCCGAGCAAACUUCUUGCGCUUUCGCCUCCGGCGGCCAACGCGCGGGCUAUGGGGCCGCGUCCACGCCUCCCUUCGCCGCCUCCAUGCCCGGCCUCUACUCGGGGGGCAGCUCGGUGCACCCGCAGCCCCCCAGCGUGUACGCGCAGGGCUACGGGCUGGAGCCCGGCUCCUUCAGCGUGCCCUGCUCGGCCUUCGAGCAGAGCCUGCCCGUGAUGUGCGCGGGGGACGCGGCCAAGCCGGGCUGCGGCAAAGCGGAGCGCGGGGAGCCGGAGCUGCCCGGAGACAGCGGCAACUUCCGAAUCUACCCCUGGAUGCGGAGCGCAGGGACGGACAGAAAGCGCGGCCGCCAGACUUACACGCGGUACCAGACGCUGGAGCUGGAGAAGGAGUUCCACUACAACCGCUACCUGACCCGGCGGCGCCGCAUCGAGAUCGCGCACUCGCUGUGCCUGACCGAGCGCCAGAUCAAAAUCUGGUUCCAGAACCGCAGGAUGAAGUGGAAAAAGGAGAAUAAAAGCGCCGGGCCCGGCUCGGCGGGGCAGGAAAAGGCAGAGGCCGAGGAGGACGAGGAGGAGUGA